AUGUCUUCUCCAUCGAGCCCUGGAAACGGACCCAGCAGCUUUACUUCCUGCUCAGCUGUCCUUCCGCCGAUCGGGAGCAAAGACCGUACCAGCUCUCCCAGCCCUUCAAAGGGAUCCAGCUCUGGGUUCAGGGCAGCUGGUUACUUUAGCAGCAGAAGUCUGGGUGGCAUCAGCUCAAGAGGAUCCAGAAAUUCCAGCGGUGGCUACCACUCCGCUAGAUAUGGAUAUGGCCAUCGGGGAGUCGGCUACUCUGGCACUGGAUUCAGUCACAGUCCUUAUGGCUCAUAUGGGCUUAGGCGACCCGUUGCCAGUGGAACUGGGACACCCUUCAUCACUCCUGUGACUUGCAAUGAGUCUCUGUUGCAACCUCUCAACCUGGAAAUCAACUCUGCUGCCCAAGCAAUGAAAUGCCAGGAGAAGAACGAGCUCCAGUGCCUGAACAGCAAAUUUGCCUGUUUCAUUGACAAGGUCCGGUUCCUGGAGCAGCACAACCUGAUGCUGAAGACCAAGUGGGACUUCUUGAAGGAGAAGAAGCGCCAGAAAAGCCACAUGGAGCCCCUGUUUAGCGAAUACAUCAGUAGGCUGAGGAAGGAGCUGGAGUGCUUGGAAUGGGAGAGGAAUCAGCUGAAGGUCGAAAUGAACAAUUGGAGAGAAAGCAUGGAAGGGAACAAGAAGAGGUUUGAGGAAGAAUGCAGUCGAAGGACCUGUGCUGAAAACGAAUAUGUUGCACUUAAAAAGGAAGUGGAUUGUGUCUUCAUGGACAAAUCACAGAAAGAAGCCAAGGUGGAAACUUUAACGCAAGACAUCUGCUUUUACAGAAAUACAUUUGAAGAGGAAAUAUGUGAGUUGCAGUCAUGCAUCUCAGACACUUGUGUCACAGUGAAAAUGGACAACAGCCGAGGCCUGGAUGUGGGCUGCAUCAUUGAAGAGUUCCACCGUCGGUACGAAGACAUUGCCUCCCGGAGUCGAGCCGAGGCUGAGGCUUGGUGCCAGUGCCAGUACCAGGAGCUGAGGACAACGGCUGCCAAACACUGUGACAAUCUACGCAAUGUCAAGGAUGAACUUGGUGAGCUGACUCGGAUGGUUCACCGACUGCAGGCUGAAAUCUCAAAUGUCAAAUCCCAGCGCUGCAAACUGGAAGAGGAGGUAGCUGGAGCUGAGGAACGUGGGGAGAUGGCGGUGAAGGAUGCUAAAUGCAAACUGGCAGGUCUGGAGGAGGCCCUGCACAAGGCCAAGCAGGACAUGGCUUGCCAGCUACGGGAGUAUCAGGCCCUGAUGAACCUCAAGUUGGCCCUGGAUAUUGAGAUUGCCACCUACAGGAAACUCCUGGAAGGAGAGGAGUUCAGGAUGGGCGAUGGAGAAUGUGCUGUGAACAUCUCUGUGCAGAGGAGCCAGGGCGCCGUCGUGUGCAAUCCUGACCACCACUGUGGACCCGGAAGGUGUGGGCACAUCAUGACAAAUGGAAGAGAUUCCUGCAGCCCAGCAGGUUUCAAAAGAGGCAUGGCUCCCUGUGGAGAUGCGGGUUCUCCCAUGUGGAGACAGCCAUACCCCUCCUCCCGAAGGAUUUAGCAACCCAGAGUGUCAAG
This is a messenger RNA of Podarcis muralis (Common wall lizard), 1586 nucleotides long. RefSeq names its product keratin, type II cuticular Hb5-like. The record is from RefSeq and is a predicted model, not a curated record. Gene Ontology annotation, biological process: keratinization; intermediate filament organization. Gene Ontology annotation, molecular function: structural constituent of skin epidermis. Gene Ontology annotation, cellular component: keratin filament. NCBI's taxonomy places the organism in Eukaryota, Metazoa, Chordata, Lepidosauria, Squamata, Lacertidae.